UAGUGAGAGGUAUGGACUAAGAUGCGAAUGCACCGUGCUACUUCAUCAGGAGGUGGAGAACACCUGAAAAAUAAGGUUGCUAGCAACGCUAUCUGAACACAUUCAUGUGAAGAAAACCUUUUUUACCUCAGCUGUUAGAGACUGUCAGCAGGUCCCAACACAGCAUGAUAAGAUCAGUUCACACACCGGCGUUGGUGGUAAGUGGAGUGUAAGGUCCAGCAGCCACUAUGUCAUGUGUAUAAAGGACCAGUGGUGGUGUUGCGGCCCCAGGCGGGAUGCUGCUGGAGGCUCAUCAGUAUGACUCUGCUGGACUUGUGGCUAUCGCGCUCCAUCCCCAUGUGCCUGCUCCUUCAGAGCCUUGUCCUCAUGGCCUUGUGCUUCCCCUCAGCCAGCAUGUGUCCAAAGGGCUGCAGCUGUUUACGCGACCCCCACCUCCACGGUCUCAAUGUUACCUGCAGUCAGUCCCGCCUCAAAGAGAUUCCCCCCAACCUCCCAGUCGACACUGUCCUUCUGAGGCUGGACCACAACCAAAUAGGUGCUGUGCCUGAUCAAGCCUUCCGUGGACUCCGGCUUUUGAGGGAGCUGAACCUCUCUUAUAAUGCAGUGGAAACUUUAGGGGAAGGUUCCUUUAGUGGCAUAGAGGGGACAUUACAGGUGCUGGACCUUUCCCACAACCGCAUCACUAGCGUUCACAGGGAUGCUUUUGCUCGGUUGAAGGCCCGCAUCAUUGUGGAUGAUAAUCCCUGGCACUGUGACUGCGCACUCCAGCAGGCCAUUGGUGGAAUGGCACACAACCAUGAGGCCGCAGCCAGGGUCCUCUGCAGAAGCUCUGAACUUCUCGAUCAGGAGGGGCGGCCUUUCUUGGCAGUGGACAUUGAUCUAUGUAAUCUGGCAAAAAGGACAACAGACUAUGCUAUGCUGGUCACCAUGUUUGGUUGGUUUGCAAUGGUUAUAUCAUAUGUGGUGUACUAUGUUCGACAGAACCAGGAAGACGCCCGACGCCACCUGGAGUACCUCAAGUCUCUUCCCAGUAAGCCCAAGAAACCUGAUGAUGCUGACGAUAUAAGCACUGUUGUCUGACAGCAGCACCACAAUGAGUCUUCAUCACUGACUUAAUGAAAUGUUUACGCAACAGGACCCACAUUUAUAGUGUUUACUAUUUUAAACUUUAGUCUCUGUGAGCAUCAAAAGUUUGUACUUUGAAACCUUUGUCGUAUGUCUUCACCAAGCUCAGUUUAAGUUUGAAGUGAAAUCUGACAAGAAAUAAGGCAAGACCCACAACGUCUUCAAACUAUAACAUUUAAAAAAAUAUAAUCUCAGGUUGAAAUAUUAAUGGCUUUUUAGAUAAAAAUUUAGAUAACGUGAAAAGAAAUUAUGGUCGUAAGACGAUAUGGUCCUUUACAUAAAGCCCCUAUUUUUCAGUGUCAAACAGCAUAAUAUUGUCAGCUUCUCCGGAACCUGGCAUGGAAACAAAGUGUAUUUAAUUUCCAUGGUGUUUUAAAAAAUUGGACAAAAGGUUUCUUAUGUGCCUCCUAGUCUUUACCUAGGUAGGCCUGUCUUUUAUAUAGACAAAUCUUCUUGCCAUGCUUUAUUGAAAAAUACCAACAAUGGGUAAUAACACAUUAUAAUGAAUUCCAAGGUAGCUAAUUCCUGCCAGAAAUAAAAGAAGAGCAAUGUUGUUUCAUACAACAAAAUAUGUUUGUUGGAAUUUAUGUAGUUUUAAUGGUUGCAUCUCUGUUUUCCAUUGAUAGGUUCAUUUUGAUUGGGCGGAAGGUGUAGCUUUUGUGUUAAACGAAUACAGUACUGUGAGCAUUUGCCCCCUUAUAGAUUUCUUCAGUCUUUGCUUUUCUGUCACAUUUAAAUGUGACAAGGAUAACCUGAAUAAAUACAAAUGCAUUUUUAAAUGAUAAUUUCAUUUAGUUAGGACAAAAAGCUAUCCAAACAAGUAUGGCCCUAUGUGAAAAGUAAUUACCCACUAAACCUAACAACUGGUUGUGCCCUACGUCUCAGCAACAACUGCCAUCAAGCAUUUUUGGUAAUGAGUCUUUUACAUCGCUGUGAAAAAAUUUUGGCCUACUGUUCUUUGUAGAACUGUUUUAAUUAAGCACCAUUGGAGGGUUUUCCAGCAUGAACAGCCUGUUAAAGAUCAUGCCACAGCAUCUCAGUCAAGUUUAAAUCUAAUGUUGGAUCAUGCUACUCAGUCAGUCAGUCAGUCAGUAAUUUUCUACCGCUUAUUCCAUAGUGGGUCGCGGGGAAGCUGGUGCCUAUCUCCAGCAGUCUAUGGGCGAGAGGCGGGGUACACCCUGGACAGGUUGCCAGUCCAUCACAUCAUGCUACUCCAAAACCUUUAUUUAGUGUUUUUUUACACAUUUAGAGACAGACUUGCUGGUGUGCUUUUAAUCAUUGCCAUGCUGCAUCACCCAAGUGCGGUGAGGCUUAAGGUCACAAACUGACCACACAUUCUUCUUCAGGAUCUUCUGGUAGAGAGCAGAAUUCAUGGUCUUAACCAGUUAUAGCAAACCGUUCAUGUCCUGAAGCAGCCAAGCAGGCCACAGUACCAUGAUUGACUGUGGGUAUGAUGUUCUUUGUCUAAAAUGCUGUUAAUUGUACAGCAGAUGUAACAAGACAAACACCUUAAACCUUUGGAAGCCAUUUUUGUCCAUUCUCUCUUUGUUAAAUCAUGAACCCUGAUUGACACAGUUAGACCUGCACAGGUUUAGAUAUUGUUCUGGGUUAUUUUGGUAUCUCCAGGAUGAGUCAUUGCUGAGCUCUUGGAUUAAUCUCGGUAGGCUGCUGCUCCUGAGAAAGCUCUUCACUGUUCCAUGUUUUCUCUGUUUGAAUCCAUGGUCCUCACUGUUAUUCUCUGGGGUCCCAGAGCCUUAGAAAUGGCUUUCUAGAUUUAUUCAUGACAAUGACUCCAUCUACUCUUAAUUAUUUUUUGAUUUUUAGACCUGACGUGUUUGUUUUUUUUUGAGAUCCUUUAGCUUACUUCAUGUUCUCAGACAGGUUCUAUUUAAAUGUUUUCUUAAUAUAACUGAUUUUAAAAGUCUUCUGAAAAGUGUUUCUUAAAGCAGAAACAUAAGAAAUCUGUCAGGAGGCAAAUCAACUUUUACAGCUCUGUUCAACUAAUGUAGCAUCCCCAGUGGUAUCAGUGUUUAAUCUGUCAUGAAUACAGUUAGGCACAGUUGAACCACUAAACCCAUUGCAUUUAACAUGAGAUGAUUUUUGUGAAUUUCUACAGAAGUAUGACAAUUCAUAAUUUGUGGUGGGUUAUUGAUGUGUGUCGUUAGAAUGCAAACAGUGCAUUUGGUUUGCUAAUUUUAUCAUUUGCACAUAAUUUGGUCAACUCGUCUCUUGUGAGCCCUUGUCCAUAUCUAAGACUACAACAGCUUACUUUUAGAAAUAUAUGUAGUGAUACAAUAAGAAAAAAGACAAAACUAGUCUUUGUGAUAGUUUUAGCAGUGUGUUGCCAAAUACGAUUCUUUGGUCAAAUAGUGAAAUGUUACUGCACAAUGAACGUUUCUUUUGUAAUAAACGAAGUUGUCUCUCUGGAGAGAAAUCACAUUAACUAAUGUUUACCAUAAAUUAAGAUUAGAAUAUUUCAAUAUUCUGCAAUUAUUCACUUUAUUUAUAUUUUUAUAUAUAAUCAAUAUAAGAUACGCUGAAUAACAAAAACACUAAACACAAAGUUAGGCACCCAGAAGCACUGGACUGAUUUAACUGAAUCUGGUACACAUGCAGAUCAGUGAUUGGUAAAUAAAGGGUUCUUUUUACAAAGCCCCAGAUAGUUUAAGUAAUGGAGUAAUAAAUCUAGGUACUGGAUCAUCUGAAAAACAGUCAAAACAGUAAGUGAAUGCCCCCAGAAAUAAAGUUUGCUUUGUAGAAGAUUAGACAGCAUCAGGACAGACAACCAUAGUAAUUAAUCACUGACAGGAGUGAAACACGAAGCCCUUAUUUAAGGACAAAGGUAGUAAAGGUGGUACAUGCUUGUUGGAGUUCCUUACUCUUUGAAAAUCUGAGGAAAAUGCGUCUUUCCAGACAUUGUUCUGAAGGAAAGAGUGCUUUGAUUUAAAAUAUGAUUGGAAAGAAAAAGGCAUUUAAAGAAGAGCAGGAAACUCAAGGUAAGAUGAUGUCAAGUACUUUAAAAUGUAAAAGAAAUAACAGACUACCAAUCAAAUGGAUUGAGAAGAGCAAAAUUAAAAAAAGAUCAGUCAUUGAUCAGCUCCCAGUGACAGGCCUGAAGAGAAAUGGUGCAUCUUUUGAUGGACUGAUAAAAGCAAGGCUCUUGGGGCUGCACACAGCUCAUCAGACCACCCCUAAACACCGAAUUCAAGCCAGAAUGUGAAACAUGGUGGAUUAGGUAUCAUGCUAUGGGCUUGUUGCUCAUUUUAGGGGCGGCUGUGCCUCAGGUGGUAGAAGUUCAUCUUGUAAUCGGUGGGUUGCUGGUUCGUGUCUUUGGGCGACUUGCUUGCUGGUGCGGAUGACUGAUGUAGUGUAAAGCACUUUGGAGUCUCUAGGGACUUGAUAAAGCGCUAUACAAGUUCAGGCCAUUUACCAUCAUGCUAUGGGCUUGUUGCUCAUUUUAGGGGCAGCUGUGCCUCAGGUGGUAGAAGUUCAUCCUGUAAUCGGUGGGUUGCUGGUUCGUGUCUUUGGGCGACUUGCUUGCUGGUGCGGAUGACUGAUGUAGUGUAAAGCACUUUGGAGUCUCUAGGGACUUGAUAAAGCGCUAUACAAGUUCAGGCCAUUUACCAUCAUGCUAUGGGCUUGUUGCUCAUUUUAGUGUGUUUGGCCCAUUUAUCACAUAGGAGGGAUCAUGAAUCAGGAAUCAGUUUGAAUACUUUAGAAUAUUUGCAAAGGCUGUGUUUCCUUAUUCUGAAGAGGAAAUGCCCUUGUCUGGUGUUAACAAGACAAUAACUCUAAAUACAUAAGUGACCUAAACCUAAAUAAAUAAGUGAGUGAGGAGCAUCUUGGCUCCAGAACAACAAAAUUUAUGUUACGGGGUGACCAGUCCGUGGGGCAAUCUAUACAAUGCUGUUUUUGAGGCAAAUCCAAGAAAUCCAGAGAAGUGUGUUUAAAGUAAUGCAAUCAUUCUGGGCUCGAUGCAACACAGAUUUGAAGCCUUUCUUAGAAGAAAGGAGGUACAUAAAUAUUCAUUCAGUGAUUGACAGGAAAGCUAAAUCUUCAAGCAUGUUUCAGUUUACACAACAAAUGGUUGAGUUUGUAAAGGAAAAUGCAGACAGUGCUCUUUUUGGUACAGCCUAAUAUUUCUUCUUUCUCAAGUUCCACAGAGAACAGAACAAAUCUGAUACUUUCUAAUGUUUUGCUUUGAAAUAGAAUGUGCAGUGUUGCCAAAGCAUUUACAUGUAUAGAAAUAAAAGCUAUUAUCAGGAUUAGAGCUUUAUACACUUAGCUUUAUGUCACAGGUAGGCCCAACGCUGGAACCAGUGGGUAUGCGAGGGAGUCAACACAUUUUGUUUCAUAUGUUGGACCACUGCACAACUUGACCACCUGUUCUUCAGCUGUGUACAGGGUAUCUCCAUCAAACCCCUAUCAAAUGCUGUCAAGCUGAACUGGUUACACCCCUGGUGGUGGUUCUAGACCUGUUAGCCAGUGUGCAUGUCUACCAAAUCAUGUUACAAUCAGGCCAUUCAUUCUGGGUGUGUAACUUGGUGCUUGAAUGUUUUUCAGUCAGUGAGUGUACAUUACUUGAAGAAUACCAACAGAUCUAAUCAUUCGUCAUAGACAUUCACAAUGGUUAUGCCUGAGGUAAGAAACCAUGAUAAUUAGGAUGUAUAUGCAUUGUGUAGGACUACAUAUGUAGCAAUUUAUUAUGAGUUUGUUACCAAUGCAUCAUGUUAAGAAUUUGUAUAUUUUUAUGGUCACAUCAAAAGCUACGUAGACCUGAGUAAAUCUCAAACCCUUUCCAAUCCCAGCUGAACUCUACAAUUUCCAGGUUCCCCUCCAGACAGGAGAUGUGUCUCAGUGUAAACGUUGGUUCAAAUGCCAAAUGACAGACUUAGUUUUGCGCCAGCCCAGUUAAAGCCUCUGAAGAUCUAGCCUGUGGUUGUUAGGAAUACAUAACAUAAUAGAACUCUAUGUCUUAUUAAAACCCCCUUUUGGUCGGUUUUUUGUUUGAACACUGAAAUUAAUUAUUUUUAAAACUGUAAAAAAAUGAUCUGAUAAGCUGUUUUUGAUGAUGACUAAAUAUUUAGGCAGAUUCUAAUUUAAAUUGACUUUCUUUUGGCUGCCUGAUUGGCCUCAUGCAAAUAGAAGGUAGCCAAGUGAAAAUAAUCUUUUAAUGGUGCCUACUGGGGUUAAUUAAAAAUAAAUACUGACCUUCACGCCUAUUUUCUGCUGUGAUUGGUGUGAGGUUGGUGUGAAUGUCACUAUGGAUGUCUUCCUGCACACUUCCUGCACACUGAACUUUAAUCCAGAAAUAAAAACAGUAGUCAAUUUAACCCUGUUUUACAAUAGUUGGCUUUUUACCCUUUAGCUCUUUCUGUUUAUUAGACAACAAUUUGCACAAGCAACUUCCUACUAUAAACUUACCACUUAUUCUCAUAGCUUCCUACUGAUGCCAGAUGUGUUGGUCAGUUUUGACUAUUCAGCAACAAACUAAGAUAAGAAUCAUUUUGUGAGUUAAGUGACCAAAAAACGGGUUUCCGGUAUUGAACCCAAUUGUACAAAACUACUCCAGCGCACAAACUGCAGUGAAUAUAUGGAAGUGGAGAAAGGUUGCUAAAGAUAAAUAUCAUAACCCAAAAGCUUUUUCCUGGAUGCUGUGUGUUAAAUGGUUUAAAUUGGUUUAGGUAGUUAGGUUAUCUGGAGUCACUGAACAUUAGACAGUUUUUUUUUUGCAUCUAAAGACACUUCAGCCACAACAGACUUUUAGAAGAUCUGGAUCUUCUUGCUACACACAAGGAAGGAACUAAGCUUCACAAUAUACUCCAUCCCUUCUUGCAGACAGCAUGACUGUUCAACCUUCAGUCCAGUCUGUUGUCCAGGUGAACACUGAGGUGUUUAUGCUCCUUUGCCACUUCCACUUCUUCUCCCAUAGUGGAAAUAAUGUUUGACAUAUUCCAGUACCUUCUAAAACCUAUUGGUCCCUAUGUAGAGCCAAUUGUAGAGCCAACAAGAAAAUUUAUCCAGCUUGACUUGAAUAUGUUCUGUUUUGUCCUGUGAGUCAGUGGAUUGAUGCCAGCACUGAAUUGCAUCAACACUCUGACACUGAAUAUCCAUGGGAAUCUUUCCGUGGAUCCUUCGUUCGAGUCAAACACUCCUUAUCCUUAUUUAGGAAAGUGUAAAAAAAUGACAUUUUAGCUCACAUGUCAUUCUCAAAUUAAAACCAAUAACAGAAAUCACAUUUUUUUCUCUGUUAAACCAUUUGACACAGACAACUUUUAACCACAUUUAGACAGAAAGUGAUGUCUCCAUGUGGACAACGUUUCACCUCGUCCACCUUUUUUACAUGGAAGGCAAGGGCCAAAUGUAAUUGUUUUGUAGGAGGGUAAUGUGGUGUUGG
This is a messenger RNA of Girardinichthys multiradiatus, 7522 nucleotides long. RefSeq names its product leucine rich repeat containing 3B (gene lrrc3b). Lineage: Eukaryota; Metazoa; Chordata; Actinopteri; Cyprinodontiformes; Goodeidae. The transcript is spliced from 2 exons. Gene Ontology annotation, molecular function: protein binding. The record is from RefSeq and is a predicted model, not a curated record. The coding region runs from base 298 to 1080 and encodes 260 amino acids.